Molecule: messenger RNA, 2018 nt
Organism: Medicago truncatula (barrel medic)
Lineage: Eukaryota; Viridiplantae; Streptophyta; Magnoliopsida; Fabales; Fabaceae
Exons: 13
Coding region: 167-1810 (547 amino acids)
Biological process (GO): glucosylceramide biosynthetic process
Cellular component (GO): membrane
Molecular function (GO): ceramide glucosyltransferase activity
Source: RefSeq, a predicted model, not a curated record
CAAAUAUUAGAUAUAGAAAAUAAAGAAUAGAGAGAGAAACAGAAAAUGAAAUAGAAAUAGGCUCAAAUUCAAUGAAUGAAGAAUUUCUCCUUGUAUUUUUGUGAUGUAAGAAUCAAAGAAGAAUUGUUUCAAAGAAUAACAGAAAGAAGGGUCAUUCACAAUAUCAAUGCCUUCCUUAGACUCUCUUGAUUCCUUCCUCUUUUCUCUCAGCUCAGAAUUCUCUUCUCCUUUUGGAUUUUUCAUUCAAAUUCAGGGAUGUAUCAUUUGCUUAGUCUUAGCUUUUGGGUGGGCUUCAGCUGCAUGUGUCAGGAAAAGAGAGAUAAGAAGAAUAAGGAGGAGUAUACAGAAUGGAAAUAGCUUUGCUUUUAUAUGUCAUGAUAUCAAUGAACUUGAGCAUUGCAAUCAGGUCAAUUUGCCAAAAGUAACAGUAAUUAUGCCUCUAAAGGGGUUUGGUGAACACAAUCUCCAUAAUUGGAGGACUCAGUUAACAUCUCUAUAUGGUGGUCCUCUAGAAUUUAUUUUAGUUGUAGAAAGUACAGAAGAUCCUGCUUACCAUUCUGUAUCAAGAUUACUAUCAGAAUUUGAGGGUUCUGUAGAGGCUAGGGUAAUUGUAGCUGGUUUGUCAACAACUUGUAGUCAAAAAAUUCACAAUCAAUUGGUUGGAGUGGAGACCAUGGAUAAAGACAGCAAAUAUGUAUUGUUUUUAGAUGAUGAUGUGAGCCUACAUCCUGGAUCAAUAGGUGCACUCGCUCGUGAGAUGGAAAGAAAUCCUGAGAUAUUUAUACAAACUGGAUAUCCUCUUGAUUUACCAUCUGGAAGUUUAGGGAGUUACUGCAUCUAUGAAUACCAUAUGCCUUGUUCAAUAGGAUUUGCCACUGGUGGAAAAACCUUCUUUUUGUGGGGAGGUUGCAUGAUGGCAAGUAGCUUCUACCUUUUUUCUUUUUCUUUGGUGUAUAAAAAUACUUGCAUUCUAACUGUUCAUUUUUUUCUAAAGAUGCAUGCUGAAGACUUUAGGCAAGAUAAUUGUGGUGUAGUCUCAGAACUUCAAAAUGGUGGAUAUUCUGAUGAUAUGACUCUUGCAGCCAUAGCUGGAGCUCAUAAAAAGCUAAUUUCUUCUCCGCCAGUCGCUGUCUUUCCUCACCCGCUAGCAACUGAUCUUAAUUUUGGAAGGUACUGGAAUUAUUUGAGGAAACAAACAUUUGUUUUGGAGUCGUACACAACGAAAGUUAACCGUGUAAUGAACCGCGCACUAUUCACCGUUCACUGUUAUUUGUCGUGGGGAUUUGUAUUGCCAUACAUUAUAGCGAUAGUUCAUGUUGCAGCGGCACUACAGUUUCACUAUAAGGGUUACUCAGUCGAGGAAAUGGCCUACACUUCUGGUGGGUUAUCACUGGUGUAUUUUCUAGCCAUAUGCACUCUUCUUGAGCUUCUUUCAAUGUGGAACUUGACAAGAAUAGAAGUUCAGCUUUGCAACAUGUUGUCCCCAGAGGAACCUCCUCUUUCUAUUGUUAACUAUAACUGGUGCCUUGUAUUCAUUGCCAUGUUGGUGGAUAACUUUCUAUACCCUAUAUCUGCAAUUCGUUCUCAUUUCUCUCAAUCUAUUAAUUGGUCUGGUAUUAGAUACCAUUUGAAAAAUGGGAAAAUCUGCAAGAUAGAUAGGACUCAACCAAACAAGGAUAUGGCUCCAGUUUUCACAGACUUGGCUGGAAAACUUUUACAUGGAAGAAAAGGGUUUCCUUCAAAAGGACCACUCCUCAGUUCAUUGUCCAAGAAAUACACGGAAUGGCGUCAACCCAAGAGAUCUGAAUAACUACAAAAAAAUGGCUUCAUUUAGCGAAACAAAAUCGUUUUUGGAAUACAAAGGCUUAAGUGAGUUGGGUUUCGAAGGCUAGUCAGGGCCAGGACCAAGGCAGACCUCAAGGAGCAUACAAUAUCUGUCUAGUGUAACUCCUAUCUCCCACAUGGUUGAUCGAUUCUUUAGUUAGGUAGAAUCCUAGUUGCAUAUUUUUUUGUUAUUA